Williopsis jadinii is the source of this 1621-nucleotide messenger RNA. RefSeq lists its product as uncharacterized. The transcript has a single exon. The coding region runs from base 101 to 1582 and encodes 493 amino acids. Gene Ontology annotation, molecular function: crossover junction DNA endonuclease activity; four-way junction DNA binding. The record is from RefSeq and is a predicted model, not a curated record. Gene Ontology annotation, cellular component: Rad51B-Rad51C-Rad51D-XRCC2 complex; Rad51C-XRCC3 complex; replication fork. Gene Ontology annotation, biological process: reciprocal meiotic recombination; meiotic DNA recombinase assembly. Lineage: Eukaryota; Fungi; Ascomycota; Saccharomycetes; Phaffomycetales; Wickerhamomycetaceae.
UGUUGUUUAGAAGUGAAAGGGAAAGUAAACAAAGCCACAAGUGAAAAAAAAGUAAACAAACAACAUCAACAAAGUAAACAAAGAAGGCAGAACGGGUUAAAUGGACAAAGUACAUGGAAAGACGAUCCACAGGACACAGACCCAGUCACUUUCGCAACUACAGUCACGGACUUCCCAGCCUUUGAAGGCGUUUGAGACUUCUAUAAGGAGCUUUGAUGAGAUGCUCUGUGGAGGGUUUGUGCCUGGACAGGUCUACGAGUUGAGUGGCUUGAACAACAGUGGGAAGGUUGAGGUCGGGCUACAGGUGUGCAAGAGCGCCUUAGAGAUGGAUAAGAGGGUGCUUUGGAUAUCUAUGAUGCAUUCGAGGCCCGUUGUGACGCAUGAUUUGGAGACUCUUUGUGAUGUUGAUCACGUUAGAAUCUCAACAUUGGGGCAGUUAUACGUUUUCUUACAGUCUUUUGAGCAGAUAUCAAAGUUCUCAUUGAUUAUACUGGAGGACUUUUCAUGUUGUCUGACGAGAUGUGUUGGAGACCUUCAACUGAUGGGCAUGAAGUCCACUUUGGAGACGAAGCUGGCACGUAACGUUGCAGAAUUGUUGAUGCUUAACUGUCAGAGGUUCAACAGUGCUUGUGUGAUGAUAAAUCCAGUUGAGACUUCAAACAUCUCGCUUGUACCUGUUGUAAUGAACAAUGGUUCAAAGGAUGGUAAGUAUAUAAACCAACAGAUCUUGGUUUCGUCAUUAGGUCAAGAACACAUAUGGAAUAAGAUAUUCAGAGCAAGGAUCAUGUUAUAUAGAGACUUUGCAACCAAUUCAUCGGGGACAUGUAUAUAUGCACAUAUACGGCAUAGCUCAUCGAUGAAGAAAGUGCUGGCUUCAAGAGGGGUGAAGCGACAGGUUGUUGCCUUUGGGCUGGAUCGUACAGGAUUGGUGGAGUUAUCAGAUGCUCAGCAUGGAAUUUCAAAGGAUUUUACAGUGGACGAGUCUGAUUUCAUUAGUGACUUUGAUUCUGGAGCAGAGGAGGAUGAGGCGAACGAGAGCGAAGUAGGCGACAAUAGGGUGCAAGAGAACAAAGUGGAAGAUCAUCAAGCUAAGAUACUCCCGUCUUCAUUAUAUGGCGAUAUCCAAAAUUCCCAAGAAAUGCUCUCCUCUCAACUCAACUCAAAUAUACACGAAGACAUGGAACGUAAACCACACUCGUUAUCACAAGAUGAGGAACCCACGGCAGUGAAUACAGACCAGAUGAUCCCGUCAACUAGGAUCGAAGUCUACAGAGACGAUGAUCCAGCGUCUGUUACUAUGGUUGAAGAUACAUCGAUGCAAGAACUCGAAGAUGAACUAGAGGAGCUAUUCCCUACACAGCCAGAGGCCAUAUCACUGGACAGGCUGACACAACUUACCCAACUUACCCAGCUACAAGACAAUGACGAGAGUCUCAACCAUUCCAAGAAGAGGGCCAUUACACACGAUGGCGUCUUCACCACCAGCAAACAGAGGAAGGCCAUGAUGCAACUUAGCGACGGAGUAAAUGUACAGAUAGAGGACGAGACCUUGGAGAUCCCAGCAACACUGCCCUUCUUCUAACAGACAUUAACAACCAGCCAAACAAUGAGAGCACUAUAA